Messenger RNA from Scedosporium apiospermum, 2136 nucleotides. RefSeq lists its product as uncharacterized. Bases 1 to 2136 code for a protein of 711 amino acids. Lineage: Eukaryota; Fungi; Ascomycota; Sordariomycetes; Microascales; Microascaceae. Gene Ontology annotation, molecular function: protein binding. The record is from RefSeq and is a predicted model, not a curated record. The transcript has 5 exons.
AUGGACGCUGGCGCGAGUGCCGUCCUAAAAUCCAUCAAGACCCUCUACCAGUUGUUUUCUGGCAUGAAAGAUGGCCCCCCAAAAGUCAACGACAUCCGUAAUGUCGUAGGCCGUCUUCAAUGCGCAUUCGAACAAAUCGGCGAAUUCCCCGAGCUUGUAGAGAUUCUGGCGACGACGCCAUCCCUGGCGAGGCUAAUAAAGCAAUGCCAAGAUGAUAUCAACAGGUUCGAAGGGAGGCUGAGAAAGCUAGAUGUUUCCUCAGGGGAACAAGUGCUGUGGAAAAGGCUGAAACUUGCCUUGAGCGAGAAGGACCUCGCAUAUAUGCUGACGGUCAUGGCGGGGCACGUUGACAACUUGACGCUGGAGAUUGAUCUUGUUCAAGCGCGACUCAUGCAUCACCACAACCACAAUAUUCAGCAGAUUCUUGUCCAGGAGAACAAGCAGACCAUAUUAAUCGAACAACAAGGUGCAAUGUUGGCUAGCAUCGAUGAUCGAGUAUCGAGUUGCAUGACUCAGAACAACCGUCUUCAUGACACUGUUGAAGCUCUGUUUCAAAAGGCUGUCAAUAUACCCUCCCUCUUACAUUCGCAAGCGGCCGAUAUUUCGGAAAGACUCGUAAGCCUUGAGAAGGAAAUAGUAAAGAUGCGUCUAGGUUUCGGGUGCAGCACAGACGAUAUAAACAUCCAGGAGCUGCUGGAUAAAGACAAUAGGCAUCAGGAUCAUGUUUCACCACUUAGAGACGCAAUCAAAAGACUCUGCUGUCUCGUCGACCGCAUCCCUGGCGUGGUCGAGUCCGACGACGCAGAUGAAAUCGUCCAUGACCUUGAUAUAUUGCUGCAGGAUAUGGUCGCCGAGAAUCGACGCAGAAGUCGCGAGAUGGAAGCGAGCGCUGAGCGCACUAAAGGCCAAGGGGCCACGGAUUUGAAGCGGAUUCGAGGCCUAUUCUUAGCCGCUCCGGCACUUUGCAUUAACCAAGACGAUGAGGUUGCCGACUGUGCUGAUGUAGACUACAUCUUCGAAGGGUGGCUUCGCUCUCCGCUCGACCUUUGUGUUUCUGAGGUUAACGACAUCAAUGAGUUUGAUUGCUUCAAGCAAUUGCUCGCUGCAGGUGCCGACCCAACUGUCCCGGCGCGUGAGAGGCGGACGAGAGAUACCGACUCAUCGCUCGAUGGCGCGCCGCUCGAUGACGUGUUUUUGAUGACCGAUUUGCACUACGCCAAGGCUGCACUGGACUUGGCUGGAAUCUUCUUUGAUAUCAAUUAUGGCGAUGACAAUGAAUUGGGGGAAACGCUCCUCCAGAUUUGCUGCCGCAAUGCACAAGUAGGCAACAUUCGCCUCCUCGUUGAACGCGGGGCAGACGUCAACGCCCGGGACAACGAGGGACGAACUUGCUUACACACUCUUGCGAAGAAGGCGCGCUGGCCGAAUCCGGGCCUACGAUGCCUGGAGUCGCUCGUUUAUCUGGUGAAGUCUGGCGCUGAUGUUCACGCCCAAGAUUAUUUCGGCGUAACGGUUUCAGAAGUAGCUUAUAGUCACUUCCCUGGGAGCAGCUAUUCCGGGGACGCCUGGGACGUUGCUCUGGCCAUAUGUGGCUAUGAUGUGGAAAGUUUCAGGAGGGGUCAUCGUCGACAGGCUUGGUAUACAGAACAAUACUCGCGCGAGGUCUUCGAGCACCUAUGGACAGGUAUCGAGCAUCUAUGCCCGUACUACGAUGAUGAAGACUGGAAAGAUUCCGACCUUUCAUCAGAAUCGGGGUCAGAUGAUGGAGGUUUGAGCGGAGAUCCACCCUCAAAAUCUGAAACCUUGCCGCUGAGUAUAGAAAGCUUGCUGCCGGGUAUAGGCUCCAGAGAACCCGCUGUGGAAACAAGUCUUAACGCACAGUGUCCGCGAUGCGGAGGACAACCGACCCUCAUAUCCACGGGGACUUUAGACACGGAUUGCGACAACUCCGUCGCACGUAGGGUUCUACCAACAUCACCUCCUGACCCUGAAACGGCUUGGAGUGGAAUGGAGCGGUCUUCGGUAGAUCGGGCCGUUUUCGAAGCGGCUUCAACGGGUGGCCAAGCCGAUAAGUUUGGACUGGGGGAAAGAGAGAUAGAGGAAGUAUUUCGGAAUCCCUGGGCGGUGGAAGACUGA